Molecule: messenger RNA, 1684 nt
Organism: Sycon ciliatum
Lineage: Eukaryota; Metazoa; Porifera; Calcarea; Leucosolenida; Sycettidae
Product: 3-oxoacyl-[acyl-carrier-protein] reductase-like
Exons: 2
Coding region: 230-967 (245 amino acids)
Molecular function (GO): oxidoreductase activity
Source: RefSeq, a predicted model, not a curated record
UAUCAACAAAGCUCCAAAAUAGAAGCUUCGGCAUAAUCAUGGUAAUGAAUUAUGUGCCAGUGCUCAGUGCAGUGGUAGUUGGUUCGGAGUUGCAAUGAUCAGAAACUGUUUGGAAGUUUUGAACGAGAAUUUACUUCAGUGACUUGUGUAGCGUUUAUAGUAUUUUAUACAUCCGUAAUUCCAAGCAACUAAUACUUGACAAUGCAGGGUGCCUUUAUAUCAUAGAGUUAUGUUGAAACCAGGAGGAGCUGUGAUCUUUGGUGGAUCACGAGGAAUCGGUCGCGCAAUUGCAUUCAAUCUUGCUGAAAAAGGAUAUACAGUUGCUGUUGUUUCAAGAAAUGGAGAUCAGUGCUUAGCUGCGGCUGCGGAACUUCCCAAAGCUGGAACCCAUAUUGGCUUGGCCUGUGACCUAAGCAAACCUGAUGAAAUCCAGGCAUCUUGUGCUGAUAUUGAGAAACGCCUGGACCAACCCAUUCAUGUGCUUGUGAACUCGGCCGGAGUGGUACGGGAUGGUGUUACGCCUCGCAUACAACUACCCGACAUACAUGCCCAAGUUAAUACCAACUUGAUUGGCCCAAUGAUCACAUGCAAGCACUUCUCUACUGUGAUGAUGAAGCAGCGCUACGGUUGUAUCAUAAACAUUGGCAGCGUCAUUGGUUCGAUGGGAAACAGUGGCCAGAGUGUAUACAGUGCAAGCAAAGCAGGACUGGUUGGCUUCACAAAGAGUGUAGCUAAGGAGUUGGUACGUUACGGUAUCCGUGCCAAUCUCAUCGAGCCAGGAUUUAUCCACACCGAUAUGACGCAAGGUCUUAGUGAGCAGCAGAAAGAGAGGAUCCAGGCGGGCAUACCACUGAAUCGAUUUGGACUCAGCCAGGAAGUUGCCGAUGCUGCUCUGUUCCUAGUAGAAAGCUCUUACACAACUGGUCAGGUUUUUAAGGUUGACGGUGGACUUUCUCUGCAGUUCUGAGGUGGGUACGUUGUAGGUGAUUUGCAAGUAUGGAGUGUCUCUAACUUGAGCAUAUGUGAGUAGGGGGGUGAGUAUGCGAGAAAGGACUACCGGAACUGUUAGUAUGCUUUUUAAAAAGAGAGUUCAGACGAUCAGCCUCCCACUAUCCUAGGACGAGGAGUGUCAGCGGCCCAUGUCUAUUUCCCUGAACUGGAUACGCACAUGUACAUACCGCAUUUUCUCUAAUAAUAGCACGCGUCUUAUUUCUUGAGCCACCCUCCGAACCGUGCCUUCAUUGGAGACGUGCCUUCAUUGGAGACUGUGCUUUUAUAAUUUCAAGCCCACUUUGCCGUGUUUCUGUUUGCUUUUUGAGUGAUCCUUUUCUUCAUAUUUUCAAGAAGUACAUGUACCAGUAUCCGUACCGGAAAUUUAGGACACAAAAAACCCGUAGUGGGAGAAUGUGGCCUUUUAUUUUUUCGAUGCAUGCGCGCAGUGUGCCUUUAUUGGAGAAAAUACGGUAUCUGUGACUAGGGCAUCUGGAAUGCUCAGUUUUUAGGCAAGUUACUAGAAUCACACACUUCUGUGUUAGCGUUUUAAGCAAUUCCUGUGUUGAGUUUCUUUUUCGUUUGUAGCAUAUUAUGUGUUUAUAAAGCAGUGACUUGAACAGGUACAGUCGAGACAGGUACAGCUGAACCUGUUGAUGUAAUUAUAAUCUUGGUUGAUAAUACGGGUUGUGAA